Lolium perenne is the source of this 1611-nucleotide messenger RNA. Its product is annotated as acyl-[acyl-carrier-protein] desaturase 4, chloroplastic. Gene Ontology annotation, cellular component: chloroplast stroma. Lineage: Eukaryota; Viridiplantae; Streptophyta; Magnoliopsida; Poales; Poaceae. Gene Ontology annotation, biological process: fatty acid metabolic process. The record is from RefSeq and is a predicted model, not a curated record. Gene Ontology annotation, molecular function: stearoyl-[ACP] desaturase activity.
GUCCGCAGCCAAGUCCAACAGGUAGGUAGGUGCAUAUAUACAAGGCAAAUAUGCUGGGGUUCAUCACGUUGCCUGCAAGUACUGCAUCUUCAGUGAAGCGUUUGCGUCUGCAGCAUCUCUGAAAGAGAUGAGCACGCUCAAGUGUUUCCCGCACGGUCUGGCCAUGCCGGCACCGGCGCAUCCAAGCAGCUGGUAUGGGAGCCGGGUUGCGAGAAGAUCAGGCGGUGGGAGAUGGGCCAGCAAAGCCACCGUGACGACUAGUUUCGAGGGCACCAUGGCGGGGAUGGCGCCGGCCCCUGAGCAGGUGGAGACGAUGCGGUGUCUGGGCUUGGGAGGAUGGGUGGAGGAGCAGCUUCUGCCGCUCCUCACCCCGGUGGAGGACGCGUGGCAGCCCAGCGACCUGCUCCCCUGCUUCUCCCUCUCUGCAGCAGCAGCAGCAGCAGGCUCUAUCGUCCAGCAGCAGCCGGCGAUGACGAUGACGACAGAGGAGCUGCAGGCCCGAGCCGCCGACGUGCCGGACGACGUGUUGGUGUGCCUGGUGGGCAACAUGGUGACGGAGGAGGCGCUGCCGACGUACAUGUGCAUGGGCAACCGCGUGGCGGGGUUCUGCGACGAGACGGGCUGCAGCGACCUCCCCUGGGCGCGCUGGCUCCGCGGCUGGACGGCUGAGGAGAACCGCCACGGCGACCUCCUCAACCGCUACCUCUACCUCUCCGGCCGCGUCGACAUGCGCCAGGUGGAGAGGACCGUCCACUACCUCCUCCGCAACGGCAUGCAGAUGCUCAGGCCGUCCAGCCCCUACCACAACGCCGUCUACGGCGCCUUCCAGGAGCGCGCCACCUUCAUCUCCCACUCCCGCACCGCCAGGCAUGCCGCGCGCCACGGCGACCGCUGCCUCGCCAAGAUCUGCGGUGUCGUCGCCGCCGACGAGAAGCGCCACGAGACGGCAUACACCAAGAUGUCCGCCAAGCUCUUCGAGCUCGACCCGGACGGGAUGGUGCGCGCGCUGGCCGCCGUCCUGCGCGACAAGAUCACCAUGCCCGGCCAGCUCAUGACCGACGGACGCGACGCCGACCUCUUUGCACACUUCUCGGCGGUGGCGCAGCGCGCCGAGGUGUACACGGCGAGGGACUACGGAGACAUGGUGGAGCACUUCGUGCGGAGGUGGAAGGUGGCUGACCUCGCCGGGGGACAGCUGUCCGGCGAGGGACGGCGCGCGCAGGACUAUGUGUGCGGGAUGCCGCGGAAGAUCCGCCGGAUGGAGGAGCUGGCCCACGACCGUGCGAUCAAAGCCGCCAAAGAGCCCGAGUUCGCAAGGUUCAGCUGGGUCUUCGACAGGUCCGUUUGCAUAAGAGCCUGAUCCAUGCAUCCAUCUACUCCGCACGGUCUUGCGGACUACUUAAUUCCGAUCCAUGAAUAACAAGCAGCAACAUCAGCGGCAGGAUGAGGGAUCGUCGUCGUAAUAAGUAACCUAAGCUUUCUACGCAACCGUGUUACGUACUUUUGAUUCGAGUUGAGCCAGUGAAGUCGAGGAAGCUAUUUAGCUUCCACCUAUGCAAAUUGUAUGCGUUUGUUGGUUUGUUCAAUCUAGCCUUCGACUAUUUUUCCGAA